Messenger RNA from Drosophila miranda, 5435 nucleotides. RefSeq lists its product as uncharacterized. The coding region runs from base 18 to 713 and encodes 231 amino acids. Lineage: Eukaryota; Metazoa; Arthropoda; Insecta; Diptera; Drosophilidae. The transcript has a single exon. The record is from RefSeq and is a predicted model, not a curated record.
UAUGUAACACCAAGUCGAUGCCCCUCAUUCAGGCCAUGCCCACGCCCACGCCCACGCCCACUCCGACACCGACGCCGACGCCUACACCCACGCCCAUGCCACACCCAGUCGCCGUUCGAGUCCAGCAGGAGCAUCAUCAGCAUAACCAGAGCCCAAUCUUCAAGACCUAUGCCAAGUCCAUGCCCGUGACGCCCAUACAGCUUCAGUCGCCGAUGGAAGAGACGCCCUCCUACGAGCUCUACGAACGCCACGCCCGCUCCGAUGCCACAUUCCACUUUGACGACGAUGUAGAUGUGGAUGAUGACGACGAUGAUGUGGAGGAUACAUCAUCGCUGGCCAUGAUCACACCGCCGCCACCCUACGACACCCCCUAUCUACUUUCGAGAAGAACCUGCAACAGUGCGGCGGCUCUGUCGCCGCCGCUGCCGCCUCCCCGCAGAUUCCGUUUCGGCAAUCGGGAGUUCUUCAGCAUGAGUCCGGGUGGUGGCGGUGCCACGCCCACAUCCACAUCCAAAGGCAGCGCCAUUACACCCACGAAACUGAGCGCCGCUGCGGCGGCCAUGUUCGCCACCCCACAAAUGGCCCAGCUGAACAGAAAGUGGGCGCAUUUGCAGCGGAAGCGGCGACGGCGAAACAGCAGCUCCGGCGACUCCAAGGAGCUAGACAAACUGGUGCUGCAAUCGGUCGAUUGGGAUGAGAAUGAGAUGUAUUAGAUACAAUCGAUGCACAGAGACUUAAUCGAGCUGCAAAUCAAGUAUAUGGUUUAAGAGUGCUGAUGUUGACCCUGUCUACAUCUGAGAGGGUCUAGGGCUGAGGCUGAACUGUUGCUAUUACGUAUAUCCUUCCCCCUUCUCCACUUAUCCUCCACCCAAGUCCAUUUAUCGAGCGUAAGAUGAUAAUAGUUUGCAUUUUUCCGAUAGGCGCUGGAUGAGGAUAUACUUAGACACAGAAGCCAGAGAAAUUAUACACGAAAUUUACAGUUAUAUAUAGCCUAUAUAUACCCAGUUUUGCUGGCAUACACAUGCAUCAAAUACGUAUAUAUACGAUUAUAUACCAUACACAUACUUGAAUGAAUAUAUAUAUAUACACAUGUAGUGACGGUUCGGUUCGAGGUAGGGGCUAAGCUAAAGUAGAGCCAGCUGCAAACGAAACGAUAUUGUUAAUUAACAUUGAUUGAUUGAUAACACAUUUGAGAAGAGGAGAGAAGAGGAGUCAACAGUUUGUACAUAUUAUUCUUAGAGUUGAAGUUGAAAGGAAACCUUAUUUGAAUAGAGUAUACGCGAUAUACAUACACGUUUUUGCAUUUAAACCAGACAAAUGGAAAAAUAGAAGAAAUUUACAAAAAGAAAAGAGAAAACAAAACGAAACGCUUAUUACUGAUUUAUACAAAAAAACAACAACAACAACAAGUACAGUACUCGUAAUAUACCAAAAUAGUAGAGCAAACAAAUUAGUCUUAAGGGCAGCAUAGCAUUCGACGUUCGAAAUUCGACGUUCGAAAUUCGAGAUUCGACAUUCACAUUCAGAUCCAACUGCCAACCGCAACAGGAAAUAUAAUAUAUCCUCCAAGUCAGACACGACACCAAAUCACACCGAGAAUCUAUCGAGUGCAUUUUCUAAGGUCAAUUUUAUUUGCAGAGCCUUAAGCUUCUUUUACAAUCUUUCAAUCUGCUUCAGAAUCUGCUAUAGAAAUGUGUAAAUUAUGUACAGCCGAUCCAAGGAUGCAAGUAACUGUACAGAUAUAUACAUACAUACUCGUACAUGCAUAGAUAUGUGCUAUAUGUGCCAUAAAUAGGGGCGGGAAUCCGCUUUGAGUUUAGUUGUUAUUAUAGUUUGCAUUGGGCUUAGGACGGUACAGAACAGAGAGCUCUCAUUCUCUAUGAUGUAUAUAUACUUAUCUAUACCUACAUAUAUAAAACUAUACGUACACGAGUAUAUAUACGAUGAGUAUGAGAAGGGGUAAAAAGGUAAAGGUAACGGUAACGGUAAAGGUAAACACAAAUUCCGUGUGAAGUGAUCGAUCAAAAUUUAGUGAAAGCAUUAACUAAACUGUAGCCUAGCCACAUAGGGUUUGUAUUAUAGAUUAGGCGACAGGAUAGAGGAGAACUUUUGAGGAUAUUUGCACUAGGGGCAUUUUCUAAUGUUGUUCUCAUAAUAGAGUAUAUAUACACAAUAUACAAUUAACGAUAUACAAUACAUAGGGUAUAUAGUAAGGUAAGGCUAACCGAUAUUCAAAUAUUUUGUAUGAAAACCUUAACAGAAAUCCUUAAAAUCCGAUUAAAUUCAAAUAUUGUAUGGAACACUCGAGCUCGAGCUCGAGCUCGAUGCAUUCCAAGUUGCAAGAGACUCUCUCUGCACGAGAAAAAGCGUAGAAAUAUCUAAAUCAAAGCAAAUUGUAAGAACAAAACAAUUGACAAAUUGUAGUGUAAACAAUUGACAAAUUGUAGUGUAAUCAAUAAACACACACACACACACACACACACAUAGACGACAUAGAAGUGUAUGUAUGUACAUAUGUACUUGCGCUAUAUACUUUAUGGAGCAGCAAACUAACGCUUUUAUAUGCCAUUUUACUUUUUGACAAAACGUAUACAAGCCGAAGAAGUAAAUAAAAGAAGGGGGAAAUCAGAAAAAGAAAUGCAAUAAAUUUAGACAGCCAAAGACACAAUUAAUUACUCGAACGAUUCUAAUUAUAAUUUGUAUUCAUCAUAAUUGUUUGUGCUAAAUUUUAUUUAGUUUUAGUUGUAAAUAAAUAUUCUUUAUAGGCUUUUAUUGCACUGAGGCAAUAUGCAUAUAUAGCUUUGGUUUAUUUAGUUUUUACUCUUUGUUUUCUUUGUUAUUAACAAUCAAAUCAAACAACAAUUGUGUGGAGUACUUCGAAAGCAAUAUGAACACGUAACAGAUAUAUGUACAUAUGCAUAUGGUAAAUAUUUCAUAGGCAAAAGGAAAUCAAACAAAAGUCAGACACAUAGCAGAUUGGAAUGAAUGAAUUAGGAAUACCUUAGGCGUACACUAGGAGUUUGAACUAUUUCUAGAACUCUAACUACAUCAACUCUACUUAUACAAUUGCAUACAAUUGAGUAUUAGCUCGAAAUCAGAUCAUUAACUUUUAUACACUUUACCAUUUACAUACACGAAUAUAUACAACAAGCGAACAGAAUAACGAAUACCGAAUACUCGAUUCGAAUACCGAUUUCAUAACAAAAUAGUUAGUUGUACUCGUAAUUUAGAGCCAGGAUGCAAUUGAAAGGUUUUACAGUGAAUCAUGCCUACAAAGAAAACAAACAACCAGCAAUACAACAGCACACACACAUAAAAAGAUCCAUAAAUAUACCGAAUAUAUAUAUAUAGAUGAUCCAUAUACAUACACUUAUUAGAUACUUUAGAAGAGAGAUUCUCUAGAGAUGCUUUUAAAUACGAAACAAAAUCGAAAAUCCAAAAAUCCAAAAAAAAUGAACAAACAAAAAUAAAUGAAUUAAGCAAAUGAAAAGUAUUUUAUUAAAACACGACUCUCGAUCACUUGUUGAUGAAGGGGAAACCGAGUAAAACAGCUAAAGAUAGAACAUACAAUAUAAACAUAAAUUUCUUAAAACUUCUGCAAACGCAAAAUCACUCGUGAGAUCAACAAAACUCAGCAACCUUUUUUUAGAGAGCCCAAGAGCAGCCCAACCCCUGCCUGAGGUUCGGUCCGGACGGAGCUGAAGAUGGAGGUGAAGAUGAAGAUACUUUAAAGAUACAUUGUAAGCUAAUUGAAAACGACUUUUAACUUUCUCCAAAUAAGACGAAAAACGAUUAUUAGCCGCGUAUGCCGAAACCAGAUUGUAGCGAGCUAUUUAGCAACUAAUUAUAAAAAGAAAAGAACAACCGGCAACAAUGGCAUUAACAAACUAGUGACAAAACAUAACAAACAGAGGGAGGAAUAGGAAUAUGGAAAACCAAGACACACUCAAGUUUUCAUUUUUCCAUUAAAACGAUAUAUAUUCAAGUGCUUCUUACAUAAAAAUAAAUAUAUAUAUAUACAUAUAUACCUAAGUAUAUAUAAAUUAUAUAUAAAAUGAUUACAUGGUAGAUAUUAUUAUUACGGGCAGAAUCGGAAACGAAAGGCAUUGCAUUAUGAAUACCUACUAACUAGGUUAAGGCAUUUACUAAAACUCUAUUAUUAUUAUUAUUAUUAUUAUUAUUACUAUUAUGUUUUGUGAGCGAACACAGAGCGAACUAUUACAGAUUACAGAAUGAAAGAGGAGUUUUAGGGUAAGCCUUAUACUACCUAUGCAAUGCACGAUUCCCGGUCCCGGAUAGUCGUACCGUGCCGUGUCGAGUAAUGGCACGAAGCGUUUGGUUUUAUAUUAUUUCUAAGUAGCCAGCAGCUCUCUAUGCAUAUAGUACAUACGUAUAUAAAGUAUACACAAACAAACGUACGAGUAAUCGAUGCAUUUUACUUACUUGAAAGCCAUCAAUGAAGCAAAGCAAAGUUAAAGCAAGUUCAUGAUUCAAUUUAUAUAAUUAUGUUAAGAUUUUAUAACGCAACAUGCCUAACGUAUACAUUACCUAUAUGAAUACUAUUAUACGAGACUUUGUAAAUACUUCACUUCACUUCACCAACCAAAUAAAUAAUCUUUCAUUCGAGCAAAAACCAGGACAAAAAUCAUAACGAAACCAAGAAAAAUACCGAUUCCAGAAUCGAUUUUCACAGCCUUGGUUCCACGUUCCACACACAAUCCAUAUACACAAUCCACACACGAUCCAUGAUCUACGAUCCACGGAUAGGAGAUGAGUAUGUUAUGCAUUCUUUAGCGGUUACAAAUACGUAAGGAUAAAUUUAAAUUGUUGAAUAUGUAGCGCAAAGCAUAAUUGAAGAUAAAGAUGAUAAAGCCCCAAAGGAAUAACAAAUAUUUAACCAAAUAAGUUACAAAACGCUAUACACAAAACGGUACUUCCAAGCAACUAUAGAGCUAACAGCAAACCAUUUAAACAGUUAAACAGCAAACUUAAUGAAGUUAAACGAAACAAAAUGAAUUGAAUUGAAUUCCGAAUAGAUCCGCACUCCUGAUCGGGCGCUCACCACCACCACUACCUCCCUCCCAAUCCCUCCUGUUAUCCUACUCGCACUCUCUCUUCCAUAGUACCCCCAUAGUACUGCCAAUCAGGAAUUCUCCAUAAUUUAGAAUUUAGUUCGAACCAAACGCUUCAGAAAUUUACACAAACGCCUACAUGAACACAGCGGAUUUUGUGCGGAUUGUGUGCGAAGUCGUAAAUCAGAACAGCAACAGCGAGAAGAGGAACAUCCGUUAAAUGAAAGACAAGAACAACAAAAAUUGUUAGUAAAAAGACUGAGCUACAAAAUAUACAAGAAAACAAAACAAAACAAAAGAAACAUAAAGCAAACAAAAAUGCUAUCGAUAUCGAAAUCGAGACAAAAGCUAAACGAAAGCAAA